AGCGGGGCCGCAUAUUAUCACUUGUCACUGCAGAUGCGUGACAUCAGCAUCAGCAUCAGCAUCAGCCGUGCGGUUUUUGCCCGCCAAGAAAACGACAACCUUUUAUUGAGAACCCUCAUGGAACAUCACCGCCAGGUCACCCGCGUCGACAGCCAGACCGGUGCACCAUGGCCCUGACGCCCGCCGUGCCGCCCCAGAAGCCCGGCCUGGCGUGGCGGGCCGGCUCGACCAUGAUCAUGGGCCUGACCGGCCUCCUGUCCAAGGGUUUCCUGUACGGCCUCAACGAUGUCGAGGUCAUUGGCAUGGACCGGUUCCUCGACCUGCUCGAGAGCAGGAGGGAGGUCGACAGGCGGCGACGGGGCCUUAUUACCGUGAGCAACCAUACGUCUGUCCUCGACGACCCUCUCAUCUGGGGCAUCAUCCCCCUCAGGUACUACUUCGACGCGGCCAGCCUGAGGUGGUCGCUCGCCGCGCACGACAUCUGCUUCAAGAACGGCCUCCUCACCCGCUUCUUCCAGAUGGGUCAGACCCUGCCCACCUACCGCUUCAGGCACUCGCCCCUGGGCGGGCCCUUCCAGCCCACCAUGACCGACGCCGUCCGCCUCCUCUCGGACGGCCGGGCCCCGCCGGCGUUUCUACCUUCUGCGUCAGCGACGGGCCCUGCCGCCGCCGCCACCUUCCGCCCCUGGGCCCCGCCGCACGCCUGGGUGCACGUCUUUCCCGAGGGCUGCGUGCACCAGCAGGCCGAGCGCGGGAUGCGCUACUUCAAGUGGGGCGUCGCCCGCCUGAUGCUCGAGACCCCCGGCCUCGACGACGGCGGCCCAUCGUCGUCGUCGUCGUCGACGUCCCCGCCGGGCUCCGCCGCCGCCGCCGCCGCCCCGAACAUCGUGCCCAUGUUCAUCGACGGCACCGACCGCAUCAUGGCCGAGGACCGCGGCUUCCCGCGCUUCCUGCCGCGCGUCGGCCGCCGCGUCCGCGUCGUCUUUGGCGAGCCGCUCGACGCCGAGGUCGCCUUUGGCGACCUGCGCCGCCGCUGGAGGGAACUGGUGGUGGCCGCCUCGUGUUCUUCCUCUUCCUCUUCCUCUUCCUCCUCCUCGCCCCGCCUGCCCCGUCGGGACGGAGACGGCGAGACGGCGCCGGCGCUGACGGUAGACUUGGAGCACAGCGAGGAGGCCCGGGCGAUCCGCAUCGAGGUCGCACGGAGGCUCCGCGACGAGGUCCUGAAGCUCCGCCGCAGCCUAGGCUACCCCGACGAGGACCCAAAGUUUGCUCUCGCCGAGACCUGGGCCAGAGACGCCGGGGCUGGCUACAACCGCAAGAGCAAUGUUGACGAUAGUACCGUCAGCCAAAGGUGAAAACAAAGAAAAAGCUCUGCCCCGCCACGAGACUACAUAGAUCACAUAGACACAGUGCUGAAUCCAUGCGGCAAAGAAGAAAUUAACUCGCAUUCAAGAUAAAUCGGGGUCGGGAAAGGGGUAGGGACAAUGCUCUCGAGCCCGCCGUCAACUUGAGGCAUCAGAAACACCAGUAAAAUAUCGCCUGCAUGUCGAAAUAAUCCAAAACCCACCAGGAAACUCCAAAGUUCGACAUAACAACGCAAUGCCAAAAGGGCAAAGACAAUCAUAAAGUCGUUUCCGC
Gaeumannomyces tritici R3-111a-1 is the source of this 1638-nucleotide messenger RNA. RefSeq lists its product as hypothetical. Gene Ontology annotation, molecular function: 1-acylglycerophosphocholine O-acyltransferase activity. Gene Ontology annotation, cellular component: mitochondrial membrane. The transcript is spliced from 3 exons. NCBI's taxonomy places the organism in Eukaryota, Fungi, Ascomycota, Sordariomycetes, Magnaporthales, Magnaporthaceae. Bases 168 to 1355 code for a protein of 395 amino acids. The record is from RefSeq and is a predicted model, not a curated record. Gene Ontology annotation, biological process: inner mitochondrial membrane organization; cardiolipin acyl-chain remodeling.